UUAAUGCAUGGCCCUGCCAUAGUCAGGGAGAGCCUGAGAGAUGUGCCUCAGAGCAGGAACGUUUUGCUUACAGCUUGAGAGUUAAAGUUAAUAUGUAGACCUCAGCUCCACAGAGUCUAAGGACAACAAUAUGGAUAGUAAAUCCAUUUUGGAAGAACUGCUUCUCAAAAAGUCACAGCAAAAGAAGAAAAUGUCACCUAUUAAUUACAAGGAGCGGCUUUUUGUUCUAACCAAAACAAGCCUUUCCUACUAUGAAUAUGACAAAAUGAAACGAGGAAGCAGAAAAGGAUCGAUAGAAGUUAAGAAAAUCCGAUGUGUGGAAAAAGUCAACCUUGAGGAGCAGACACCCGUGGAGAGACAGUAUCCAUUUCAGAUUGUGUACAAAGAUGGGCUUCUUUAUGUCUAUGCGUCGAAUGAAGAGAGCCGAUGUCAGUGGUUGAAAGCGCUGCAAAAAGAGAUACGGGGCAACCCCCACCUGUUGAUCAAGUAUCACAGUGGCUUCUUUGUGGAUGGGAAGUUCCUGUGUUGCCAGCAGAGCUGCAAAGCAGCCCCAGGAUGCACUCUCUGGGAAGCAUAUGCUGAUCUGCACAUUGCAAUCAGUGAUGAGAAACACAGAGCCCCCACUUUUCCAGAGAGGAUACUGAAGAUCCCAAGGGCAGUUCCCAUUCUCAAAAUGGAUGCAUCAUCCUCAAGUGCCAUUCCACCCCAAUAUGACAGCCACUUAAAGAAAAGUUAUGACUCCCAGCCAACCGUCAACAUACGCUAUAUUCCAAGGGAAGACUGCCCUGACUGGUGGCAAAUAAGGAAACCGAAAAGUGAGGAAGACAUUGCCCGCAGUAACCAAUUGGAAAGAAAUAUUGUAUCUCACAGCCCCUCAAAGAUGUCAUGGGGAUUCCCUGAGUCAAGUUCAUCUGAAGAAGAGGAAAAUCUGGAUGCUUAUGACUGGUUUGCUGGGAAUAUCUCCAGGUCACAAUCUGAGCAGUUACUGAGACAAAAGGGAAAAGAAGGCGCAUUCAUGGUGAGGAAUUCCAGCCAGAUGGGGAUGUACACCGUGUCCUUAUUCAGCAAGGCUGUAAAUGACAAAAAAGGAACUGUCAAACAUUAUCACGUGCAUACCAAUGCUGAAAAUAAAUUAUACUUGGCUGAAAACUACUGCUUUGAUUCUAUUCCAAAGCUCAUUCACUAUCACCAACAUAAUUCAGCAGGCAUGAUCACAAGGCUCCGCCACCCAGUGUCAACCAAGGCCAACAAGGUCCCGGUGUCUGUGGCUCUGGGAAGUGGAAUUUGGGAACUGAAAAGAGAAGAGAUCGCCUUGUUGAAGGAGCUGGGCAGUGGCCAGUUUGGAGUGGUCCAGCUGGGCAAGUGGAAGGGGCAGUAUUCUGUGGCUGUAAAGAUGAUCAAGGAGGGCGCCAUGUCAGAAGAUGAAUUCUUUCAGGAGGCCCAGACCAUGAUGAAACUCAGCCAUCCCAAGCUGGUGAAAUUCUAUGGCGUAUGCUCAAAGAAAUACCCCAUCUAUAUAGUAACAGAGUAUAUAACGAAUGGUUGCUUGCUUAAUUACCUGAAGAAUCAUGGGAAAGGACUAGAAAGCUCCCAGCUCUUAGAAAUGUGCUAUGAUGUCUGUGAAGGCAUGGCCUUCUUGGAGAGCCAUCAGUUCAUACAUCGGGAUUUGGCUGCUCGGAACUGUUUGGUGGACAGUGAUCUCUCCGUGAAAGUCUCAGACUUUGGAAUGACGAGAUAUGUCCUUGAUGACCAGUAUGUCAGUUCAGUAGGAACCAAGUUUCCAGUCAAGUGGUCGGCCCCAGAGGUGUUUCACUAUUUCAAAUACAGCAGCAAGUCGGACGUAUGGGCGUUUGGGAUCCUGAUGUGGGAGGUGUUUAGCCUAGGCAAGCAGCCCUAUGACUUAUAUGAUAACUCUGAAGUGGUUGUGAAGGUCUCCCAGGGCCACAGACUCUACCGGCCCCAACUAGCAUCAGACACUAUCUACCAGAUAAUGUACAGCUGCUGGCAUGAGCUUCCAGAAAAGCGCCCCACAUUUCAGCAACUCCUAUCUGCCAUAGAACCACUCCGGGAACAAGAUAAGCCAUGAAGAGAAAUUUCAGAAUGGUGAUGAAAAUGAAUAUAAACAUUGACCAACACUCUCAUUGUUUGUAAGGGGAGUAGAAAGACGCCAUGUAUUAUAGCUAGUUCUUAAUAAUGGUCUGUGUAUUGUUUAACUGUUAUAUUACCUACCAAGAAAAGCAAGGUAGGAAACAAGGUAUUUCUUUGAAAUUUAGCUUAAAUUGGUCAUUUUUGUUUGUGCUGCUUUUAAUGUACUACUUCCCAGACUAUGGUAGAAGUUCAUUUUUAGAUUACACUUUCCAAAGGGUGUGUACUGUGUAUAAAGGGAGAGCGGGAUUGAAAAGGUAAUUUGUUGGGAGUUCAGUUUUUUUCUAUUGGCACUUGUGUGGUAAUUAAAUAUCUUUUCAAGAACAGAAAUGUGUAUGUUUGCUUCUGUAUGAGAAAUGUCUCAGGCAUUUGAAUAUUUGUUCUCCAGUUUGUGGCACUGUUUGUAGAGGUUUAGGAAGAAUGGCCUCGAUGGAGGAAUUAUGUCAAUAGGGCAGGCUUUGAGAGCUUAAGGCUUCACCCUACCUGUAGUUUACUUCUUGCAUGCAGUUCAAGAUGUGAGCUCUCAGAAGCUGAAGAAGUGGCUUAGUGGUUAAGAACACUGGCUGUUCCUCCAGAGGACACAGGUUCAAUUCCCAGAACUGCACAGUGGCUUACAACUUGUCUAUGAAUCCAGUUCUAAAGAAUAUUAUGGCUUCUUCUAGCCUUCACGCGUACCUAGUACACAUGUGGUACACCAACAUAUAUACAAGCAAAGAAGAAAACUAAAGGGUGGGAGCUCUCAGCAUCCUGCUCUGUCUGCCAUGUCUGCAAGUAGCCUUUGACCUGCCAUUUUGAACUCUCUCUCUGGAACUAUAAGCAAAAUAAAGCCUUUCUUCUGUAA
Rattus norvegicus (Norway rat) is the source of this 2986-nucleotide messenger RNA. It is a transcript of the gene Bmx, whose product is annotated as BMX non-receptor tyrosine kinase. Gene Ontology annotation, cellular component: ruffle membrane; plasma membrane; cytoplasm. Gene Ontology annotation, biological process: signal transduction; intracellular signal transduction. The record is from RefSeq and is a predicted model, not a curated record. Gene Ontology annotation, molecular function: protein kinase activity; ATP binding; nucleotide binding. NCBI's taxonomy places the organism in Eukaryota, Metazoa, Chordata, Mammalia, Rodentia, Muridae.